AAUGGUUGUUAGUCAUAUUAGUUCGUUUGCUCGAUGAACAACGGAUAGUGACAGAGAGAGACGCGCGAGUGAUAAAAUCAAAAUAUUUAACCGCGAUAAUUACGAUUUAUGUGUGAUUGGAAACGGAAUCGUAGGGACCACCCAAGCGCUAGAAGUGCAACAGCCAACGCAGCAUAAAAAACAAAAAGAAAAACAAUAAACCAGCAACUAUCAAAAUUUGAUGAACAACAUGUGCCUUUCAACGCCUACAACAAAUGAAGCUGGCAACAGCGCUAGCUGCAGCUUGGGUGUUGCAUGCAACGCAGCGCGUACUGAGAACGCUGCUGACAGCCAACUGAAGCACAGAAGUCAAGUUGCAACAGCUACACAUACCAAAGAAUCAACAAAACUAGAUGAUAGCCUAGGAUUUAAGGAAGAGAAUGCCAUAUACAAAGAGCAUGCAAGCAAGCAGCAGCAGCAGGAGCAGCAACAACAACAAGCUGCAGCAGUUGACUAUAAUCCGCAGAUUAGAUGGCCCGAUCUGGGCGCUCAGACGUUUUUGCAUGUGGGCGCGCUCUAUGGCGUUUAUUUGCUCUGCUAUGCAAAGUUCUACACAUUCUUGUGGGUUGCUGCAACAAUUUUAUUUUCGGGUAUUGGCAUUACAGCGGGAGCUCAUCGUCUAUGGUCCCACAAGUCCUACCAUGCCUCGUUGCCUCUACGCAUUCUAUUGUGCUUUAUGUUCACAAUUGCUGGACAGCGCGAUGCUUAUACUUGGGCCUUGGAUCAUAGAAUACAUCACAAGUUCUCGGAGACCGAUGCCGAUCCUCAUAAUGCAAAUCGCGGCUUCUUCUUCGCUCAUGUCGGUUGGUUAUUCCUUACCCCACAUCCCAAGGUCAUUGAGAAGCGUAAGGUUAUUGAUAUGUCUGAUCUGGAGGCCGAUGCUGUGGUCAUGUUCCAGCGUAAAUAUUACAUAAUUCUAUUCGCGCUUUGCUCCAUCGUAUUGCCUGUCAUGGUUCCCUGGUAUUUCUGGCAAGAGAGUCUCUGGAUGUCAUUCUGGAUCAAUUUCAAUAUGCGUUUCACCUGGACCCUCAAUGUGGCCUUCUUUGUGAAUAGUGUAGCGCAUAUGUAUGGCAAUAAGCCAUAUGACAAAAACAUCACUCCUGUGGAGGCUCCCAUUGUAUCGCUUCUUGCGCUGGGUGAGGGCUGGCAUAACUAUCAUCAUGUAUUCCCAUGGGAUUACAAGACCGGCGAGUUCGGCAACUAUACGCUGAAUAUAACUACAGGAUUCAUCGAUCUCUGUGCACGUCUAGGACUGGCCAGCGGACGUAAAUCCGUAUCUCCGGAUAUGGUGCUGCGACGUGCGGAAAAAUGUGGCGAUGGCACGCGUUUUCUUAGCGAUGAAUAUGCGCAUAAGGAUCAAGUGUGGGGCUUUGGAGAUUGUGAUUUGCCACGCGAGGACAUUGUUGAGCUGGUCAAAAUGCAGUCUUGAAUAGCUUUACUUUAGUAUUAUCAGCUCACAGCCCGUGCUUUAGUCUUAAGUUAGCAUAAAAACAUAUUCUCUCCCAGUUAAAAAAAAAAAAACAAACUCUCUAUGUAGAGAAUAAUCUGCUUUUGUUACUUACCCCAGGGCAUUAAACUAUUGUAUUUAAAUGUAUUAAACUAUUGUAUUAAAACGCCCCAAAGCAA
Molecule: messenger RNA, 1665 nt
Organism: Drosophila busckii
Lineage: Eukaryota; Metazoa; Arthropoda; Insecta; Diptera; Drosophilidae
Product: acyl-CoA desaturase
Exons: 6
Coding region: 221-1468 (415 amino acids)
Biological process (GO): unsaturated fatty acid biosynthetic process
Cellular component (GO): endoplasmic reticulum membrane
Molecular function (GO): stearoyl-CoA 9-desaturase activity; iron ion binding
Source: RefSeq, a predicted model, not a curated record